Messenger RNA from Rubroshorea leprosula, 1577 nucleotides. NCBI's taxonomy places the organism in Eukaryota, Viridiplantae, Streptophyta, Magnoliopsida, Malvales, Dipterocarpaceae. The record is from the annotation of a GenBank genome assembly.
AUCUGCAGAUCUUCGUUGGGUUUCCCCGAACGCGAUGAACAGUGUGUUCUCAGUUGACGACUUCUCCGACGCGUUUUGGGCGGCAGUGGCGGCGGAGACGGCGACGGGAAUGAACCCGAGCCAAUCGGUGUUGGCGUUGGAGAAGCUUCUGGAAGAAUGUUCUCAUAUGAGUCUGCCAACGACUUCGUGUGCUGGUCAAAAUGUGAUUGCUCCGAAUUCCGAGGCGGCGGCGGCUGCGGUGGCGGCGGCGUCUCAGCCGUCUGGUUCGAAAGUUGAAGAUGGCGAUGAUGAUAGUGAUAUAGUGGAGAUCGGAAAGUCUAAUUUUCAGAAUAGGGAUCUUUAUCGCCGUCCUCCACCGUCCGAUCCCACUGCGACGGUCUCAAUUAACCCGGGUGAUGAGUACCGGGAGGUUCUCAAGAGCAAGCUCAAUCUCGCCUGCGCUUUUGCUCUCUCUAGGUUGGAUACGCAGGCGUCAGGUGCCGAGUUUGACGAUUCGUCUGUCCUGAGUGACAAUCAACGACAUCAAUCAGGGUCCCAAGCUCAAGGUUUUUCAAAGGCACAGGGUGAACCUGAUCCUGCAGCAUCUGGAAUUUCAACACCAACAGUUACACAGAGAUCAGGGACACAAGUGAGACAAGCAACAAGUGGGUCAUCAAGGGAAGAUUCGGAUGAUGAAGACCUUGAUGGAGACACUGAAACAAAUGACAUGGAUCCAGCCGAUGCAAAACGUGAAAGGAGGAUGAAGUCAAAUCGAGAAUCAGCUAGACGUUCUAGAAGAAGAAAACAAGCACAUUUGACUGACCUAGAAGCUCAGGUUGGUCAGCUAAGAGUUGAACGCUCCACUUUACUGAAAAGUCUCACUGACGUGAAUCAGAAAUAUGAUGAAUCUUCUGUUGACAAUAGAAUUUUGAAGGCUGAUAUUGAGACUUUAAGGGCAAGGGUUAAGCUGGCUGAAGAAACAGUUAAGCGGGUAACAGGGAUCAACCCCCAGCUUCUAUCUAGACCAAAUGUACCCAAUGCUGGCAUGCCUUUUAUCAACAGCCCACUGGAAGCAACUGCAGGUGCUGCCAUACCAAUGCAGCCAAACGCAAACCCUUUUCUCCACCAACCAGUUCCUGCUAUUGCCACUGCAGUUCAUCAUCAGAUACUAGAUAACAGUUUCCCAAGCAACAACAUCAUUCCACCUAUUGUGAAUCCACAAAUUGAUGUUGGAGCCAAGAAUAGCACUGGCACAACAUCUACCCUGGAGCAUGUACAAGAUCAGUUAGGCCUUGAUAUCAUGCAAAAGCAGACUGGCAAUGGCAUCAGUCAACAUGGCGCCUUGCCUGGUCGGGAAUCUUGACCCUCUUCUGCAGUUGCGCAAAAAAUAAAGCUGAAUUAAGGUUUAAGUGCAUUCACUCUUGUAUCCUGGUUGACUUGGUCUGUAUCCUAUUUAUUAGGGUUUAAUUCCUCACUGGGAUAUUGAAAUGUCAAGAUCGUUGUCUCCAUAAGCCCUCAAUUUUUAUUUUGUUUCAAUGAAAUUAUUUGGUUAGUCAUUGAUUUUAUAGCUGUGGGAUCAAUGAACAGAAGCGAUAUCC